CACGAGCAGCCGUUAAAUUAGCCGUGCUGAGCUCAGUUCAGUGCAGAUCAGUUCAGAUCGGGUCAGAACCACUAACAGAACCGGAACCUGCAGUACCAGUCAGAUCACCAGCAGGCGGAGCAGCAACACCAACAUCUUCAGUACCAUCAACAACAAACCCGCGAGCAGCAGAAGCAGAGAUGUGGCUCGCAGUCGGGCUGGUUGCCCUGGUUCUGGUCGUUUUACUGAUCAAAAAUGUGUUCGGUUCAGGCGGACCGAGCCCGUUUGAUCACGACGCCCGGGAGCCGCUGAAACCGAUGGUCCAUGAUCCUAAGGAGAAGAACAAAGUGCUGAAACAAGGUUUUCUGGCCAGCAGAGUCCCCCAGAACCUCGAUGCUAUUGUUGUUGGCAGUGGAGUUGGUGGGCUGGGUGUUGCUGUUAUGAUGGCGAAGGUUGGAAAGAAGGUUUUGGUCCUUGAACAGCAUGAUCGUGCUGGAGGAUGCUGCCACACCUUCAUAGAGAAAGGCUUUGAGUUUGAUGUUGGUAUUCACUACAUUGGUGACCUGCUGGAGAACGGGCCUUUGCGAUGCAUAUCGGACCAAUUGACCAAUGGCCAGUUACAGUGGGACCCACUCGAUAACCCAUUUGAUCAGGUGGUUCUUGGGCCCCCGGAGAACCGCCGCAUUUACCCAAUCUACAGUGGCAAACACCGCUUUGCCCAGGAGCUGAAGAAGUGCUUCCCAGGAGAGGAGAAGGCCAUUGACGAAUACAUGAGAUUGGCUAAGAAAUGUAACUUUGGUGUGUGGAUGAUGGGUGUGUUGAAGUUUCUUCCCACUCCAAUUGCCAAGCUCAUGGUCUACACAGGGAUCGUUAAUCUUCUAUCCUACUUUUUCCGCUAUGGCACUCGCAGCCUGACUGAGGUGGUGAAUGGCCUCACUGAGAAUAAAGAUCUUAGGGCCGUGCUCUGCUACAUCUUUGGGACAUAUGGAAACAUACCAAAGGAUGCCAGUUUCUCCAUGCACAGUCUGCUCGUGUGCCACUAUCUGCCUGGUGCUUGGUACCCUAAGGGAGGGGCGAGCGAAAUUGCCUACCACAUGAUCCCAAUCAUAGAGAAGGCUGGUGGAGCCGUUCUGGUCAGAGCUCCAGUCAACCGUAUCCUCCUCAACGAUGCUAAGGAGGCCAUAGGGGUGAGUGUUAUGAAGGGUCAUGAGGAGGUGCACAUUCACGCUCCCAUGGUCAUCUCGGAUGCUGGAAUCUACAACACCUACCAGAAGCUCCUGCCCAAAGAGGUGCAGGCAACAUCAGCGAUCCAGAAGCAGCUGAAUAUGUUGAAACAUGGAGAGGGUGGGCUCAGCAUCUUCCUGGGACUUGAUGGAACAAAAGAAGAGUUGGGUCUUGAAGCCAAAAACUACUGGAUAUUUACUGAGAACAACCUUGAUGAGCUGAUGGAGGGCUACACAAAAAAGGACAGAGAGCAAGGAAUGAAGAAUAUACCUCUGGUUUUUAUUGCCUCGCCAUCUGCCAAAGACUCUACCUGGGAGGAGAGAAUGCCUGGUAAAUCCACGCUGACUAUGGUGAGCUUUGCCCCCUACUCCUGGUUCGAGGAAUGGAAAGAUGACAAGGUGACCAACAGGUCAGCUGACUAUAAGGAACUAAAGGAGAGUCUCAUACAGUCCAUUUUGGAAGUGGUGUAUCAGCUGUACCCCAAGACCAAGGAUAAGAUCGAGUACAUGGAUGCAGGCACUCCCCUCACUAACCAGCACUACAUAGCAGCUCCUAAAGGAGAGAUCUAUGGAGUUGACCACGGCACUGCUCGCUUCAGUUCAGAAUACUGCAUCUCCAUGAGACCACAGACGCCCGUCAAGAAUCUGUACCUCACAGGCCAAGAUUUGUUCUCCUGUGGUUAUGCUGGCGCCUUGGCUGGCGCAAUGAUCUGCGGCUCUACGAUCCUCAACCGCAACCUGUACCUGGACGUCAUGAAGCUCUGCAGGAAACGCAAAUAUGCUAAAAAGAAGCCCCAGUAAUCAAACAACUCGCACUCACACACUGUGGAGCACUGCAACAGUGGAAAGAUGCAUUUGAAUCCAGCUGAGCUUCAGUUCUGAUUGGUGCCGUGGACCUUCAAACAAGUAAAAGGGAAGGGUGAAGUUGUAUUUUUUUUUCUAGUAUAUUUAUACUAGAACUCGCUAACUGACUGAAACUUUUAUAUGGAAUCCACGUUAUAUAACCAUAACAUAAUGUUUUUUAAUAUUGAAUUAGUGCUGCCUUACAAAUUGUAACCAAACAAAAGGAUUCCUGUAUGUGCACUGUUUAAUUACACACAAAGUGUGUGUAUCAGAAUUAUGGCACUUUAUUCCUUAUGUAGGUAAACCUGCUACAUACAAUGUAAUAUUGUAGAACCUCAAUAAAUUUAUCAGAUUCCUGGUAGACUAGUCACAUGUAGAAAAAAAAGUGGUUUUCUCUCUACUCCAAAUGUAGCGCACAAAGAAUGCCUUUCCAAUUUAACUGUUGAGUUCAAACCGGUCCUAUUUAAUACAUAAAAAACACUUAAGUCUGCAGAGCUGUGGUCUGAAAUCAACCCAGUUUUGACACCUUUGGUACAAAUGUACAAAACAAUGUACUCAAACACAGAAAACCACACAGCAAUUUAUUUACAUUAAUCUGCAUUAAAAGUACUCUUCCACAUGUUCGGUGCAAUUACACAUUCUGACCAGAGAGGUAUAUAGACUGUUGCUUUAAUUGUGUGUUUUAUCUCCACUACACCUGAUAAUGAGUAAGAAGCUUUGAAGUAGCUGUUAUUUCUUUACUUCUUUGGAAAUGCUUUGUUAGAAUGACAAGUGUGUGUUGUUUUAUAAUUUAAAUAUGUACAGUAUGGCCUAAACAAAUAUGAUCUAAGCUUUUCAGUCAUGGAUGUUUGGGAAUGUGCUGUGAGUGUUGCAGCGUGUUUAUAACUGAGGUAUUUUUAAACACAUUCUUUGUGCUGCAGUUACAUAGAAUUUACACUGUGCCUUGUGGUUGUUUUUGUUUAUUUGGCAGAUUAAUAAACUGUCUUUUAUG
Messenger RNA from Astyanax mexicanus (Mexican tetra), 3036 nucleotides. RefSeq names its product all-trans-retinol 13,14-reductase. The record is from RefSeq and is a predicted model, not a curated record. Gene Ontology annotation, molecular function: all-trans-retinol 13,14-reductase activity. Lineage: Eukaryota; Metazoa; Chordata; Actinopteri; Characiformes; Acestrorhamphidae. The transcript has 11 exons. Bases 180 to 2003 code for a protein of 607 amino acids.